UGCACAGCCAAUGGAAAACACUCAUAUCCAGAUACAGUUGGUGUGCUGGUGGGUCCAUGUUUCUGUAUUUAAGGCAGAUACAGACUGUUGCUGGUUCCUUUUUCUCUUCAGAAGUAGCACAAACUCUCCACAGAGUCAUGGCAACUGCAGGACAGGUGAUCAAGUGCAAGGCCGCCAUUGCCUGGGAGCCCAGCAAGCCGCUGGUGAUUGAAGAGAUCGAGGUGGCCCCCCCGCAGACACAUGAAAUCCGUAUCAAGAUUGUUGCAACUGGAGUGUGCCACACGGACUUGUACCACCUGUUUGAGGGGAAUAAUAAAGAGGGAUUCCCUGCAGUGUUGGGACACGAAGGUGCCGGGAUUGUGGAGAGUGUCGGGCCUGGAGUCACUAAAUUCAAACCAGGGGAUAAGGUCAUCCCACUCUUUAUUUCUCAGUGUGGGGAAUGUAGGUUCUGCAAGAGCCCAAAGACCAAUCUGUGUGAAAGAAGCUGGUCAAACGAGCGGUAUGAUGUCAUGUCAGAUAACGAUUCUCGCUUCACAUGCCGAGGGAAGAAAGUGCUGCAGUUUAUGGGCACCAGCACGUUUUCUGAGUACACGGUGCUCAAUGAGAUCGCUGUGGCCAAGAUCCAUGACUGUGCCCCCUUGGACAAGGUGUGCCUGCUGGGCUGUGGAAUCCCCACAGGAUAUGGAGCUGCAGUCAACACAGCUAAGGUGGAGCCUGGUUCCACGUGUGCUGUGUUUGGGCUGGGAGCUGUGGGGCUGGCUGCAGUCAUGGGCUGCAAAGCCGCUGGAGCAGCCCGGAUCAUUGCUGUGGACAUCAACAAAGACAAAUUUGAGAAGGCAAAGGUGUUUGGGGCCACUGAUUUUGUGAAUCCGAAGGAGCACAGCAAACCCAUUAGCCAAGUUCUCGCCGAGAUGACCAAUGGGGGUGUGGACUUCUCCCUAGAGUGUGUUGGCAAUGUAGAAGUCAUGAGAAGUGCCCUGGAAUCCUGUGUGAAAGGCUGGGGAGUCAGUGUCUUGGUAGGAUGGACUGAUAUGCAUGACUUCUCAGCAAGGCCCAUCCAACUCAUAGCUGGGCGUACUUGGAAGGGUACCCUGUUUGGAGGCUUUAAGAGUAAGGAUGGUGUGCCCAAGCUAGUCAACGAGUAUCUGGCCAGGAAACUGAAGCUGGAUGAGUUUGUGACACACACCAUGACGCUUGACCGUGUCAAUGAUGCCAUAGAGCUCAUGAAACAUGGAAAAUGCAUUCGAACGGUACUGAAUGUGUCUCAACAGUAAGAAGAAAGAAGCAGCAUCUUACAGGAUAUAUCACAUAUAUAUAUACACACACACACACACACCUAUUCUAGUCAUAUCUAGUCUUCUUUUGAGAUAACAGUUCACAAUACACUUCUGCUCUACUGACUAUCAUUCCUAUCCCCUGAAUUUCUAGAUUGCAUGAAAUGUACAGUGUGUGUGUGUGUGUGUGUAUAUAUAUAUAUAUAUAUAUAUAUACAUACAUACAUACACACACACAAUAUAUAUAUAUAUAUAUAUAUAUAUAUAUAUAUAUAUAUAUAUAUAUAUAUAUAUAUAAAUUGCAAUUAUAUUGAAUUCAUAAUAAAACACGUAUUAUUGUAAGGUAGUAGUUUAUAUAGAAGCAUUAAUUGACCAUUUAAAAAUAUUUUGUUUGCCUUCCAGUUUUGGUUUGUAUCUGUGUAUGGCUGGAUGGACAGAUGGAGAAUUUCAAUUAUUCUUGUUACGUGCUUUUAUUUUAUGCAAUGACUUUGAAUGACCUCUGUGUUUGAAAAUAUACCAUAUAAAUAAACUUGACUUACCUUAUACGGGGUAACAUUUUAGUGCUAACGAUACAA
Messenger RNA from Brienomyrus brachyistius, 1849 nucleotides. Its product is annotated as alcohol dehydrogenase 1-like. The record is from RefSeq and is a predicted model, not a curated record. The coding region runs from base 57 to 1274 and encodes 405 amino acids. Gene Ontology annotation, cellular component: cytosol. Gene Ontology annotation, biological process: formaldehyde catabolic process. Gene Ontology annotation, molecular function: S-(hydroxymethyl)glutathione dehydrogenase [NAD(P)+] activity; zinc ion binding. The transcript has 9 exons. Lineage: Eukaryota; Metazoa; Chordata; Actinopteri; Osteoglossiformes; Mormyridae.